Strigops habroptila (Kakapo) is the source of this 3965-nucleotide messenger RNA. It is a transcript of the gene FAM241A, whose product is annotated as family with sequence similarity 241 member A. Lineage: Eukaryota; Metazoa; Chordata; Aves; Psittaciformes; Psittacidae. The record is from RefSeq and is a predicted model, not a curated record. The coding region runs from base 78 to 437 and encodes 119 amino acids. Gene Ontology annotation, cellular component: intracellular membrane-bounded organelle. The transcript has 2 exons.
ACCGCCCCGUACCCCGUGACGGUCCCGCCCCGGCGGUAACGGCGGGGAGCGGCUGCCCCGCUCGGCGCGGGGGAACCAUGAGCUCGGCGGCGGAGCUGCUGCUGCUGCCGACACCGACACCGCCGCUCGGGGAAUGCGAGCGGGAAGCGCGGGCAGCGCCCGCCCGGCACCGGAGGCGCCCGGAGGAGCAGGUCCAACAAGAACAAAGGAACCACACUGCAGAACCUGUAAUAGAUGACUAUAAAAAGAUGGGGACUCUCUUUGGUGAACUAAACAAAAGCCUCAUCAGAAUAGGCUUCACAAGGAUGUACUUUGGAGAACGGACAGUAGAACCUGUAAUAAUUAUAUUCUUCUGGGUCAUGCUCUGGUUUCUUGGCCUGCAAGCUCUUGGACUGGUUGCUGUUCUGUGCCUUGUCAUUAUUUAUGUACAACAGUGAAAUUUUAUAUGUGCUGUUCAGAUAAUGUAUUUCAACACUGUCACUAUGUCAGUGGAUUUGAGUUUAAGUGAAAGGGUGGCAUAUCAAAAGCUGCGAUGCUUUGAAUUGCAUUUUGCUGAAGUUUCAAUGUUUGGGAUGAGGAGGACUAAAAUGAGGCGUUUUAAGCAAAGUCAGCAGCGCCCUACUACUUCUUCGAAGGGCAAAAAGUGAGAUGUUUGUAAUAUAAUGGUGUCCAGUGUACUGUUUUCUGCAUUCUUGGGGCCUUAGUCCAAGGUCUGGCUUUUUGUUGUUGCCCUCCGUGUCCGUGUCCCCCCCCCCCCCCCCCCCCCCCCCGCAAUGUUCUUGCUUUGUAUAUUGAAAUUUUCCUGCCUGGUUUUAAAAGGGCACUUGAUGUGAGUGUCCUGUUUCAUUGUUGUGAGGGGCUCGUGUGCUGUUUGUUCCCUGAAUCUGCCUAAUUAGCUGGUUUUUUUGCUGAAAAGCUAACUCUGCACGAGGGAGGUUUGCUAACAAACCUACAAUGACAAAUGUUCGUAAGGUGAAUGCAACUUCCUGACACAAAAGCAUCUUUGGUUAGCAUAGUUUAUAGCAAGCUUUCCCCUAGGAAACAAGCUAUGCCAGCAAAAUGCUUUUGUACUAAUAUUAGCGACUUCACACAAGGCUUCAGCUGUUGUUCAGGAGGAAUCCCAGUCCUGUAUUGGCCACAUGGUCUAAUGUAGCUCUGCCUUGUGUUUGGAAAUGUACUCUGUUCCUGCUGCUAUUUUUCUUUCUUUUUUUAAUACUUGCUCUUUCCCUCAGCCCUCCUGCUGAAGAUAAAUAUCUGGGUAAUUCAUGGGCUUUGUAGGUGUAGUUACAGCUGCAGUGUUGGAGAGUUGCCAUUCCAGUUGGCAAUGUUAGGUGGAAUAUUGUCUGCUUCCUCUGGGUCGCGUGUGAAGUGUCUGAGCAACCAGAUAGAUAUCAGACCAGAUCUCUUAAAACUUCCCUGAUUUGCUGCAGUGUAGAAUCAACACGAGCUAGAAGCCUUCUGUACAUAAGCAAAUCAGACCUGUUUCCUCAUGCAAGGCAAGAAUGCAGUUAAAAUCAGGUGGUCAUUUUAUGAUGAUUCAUUUUCACAGUAGGCAACAAAAAGGCGUAUCUAUAGUUGCAUGUCAUGGGCAACACAAAUUGGAAAAUAGGAUAUAUAUGUUCAAGAGCAGGUGCAAAAUUCACUCUGGCUCCCCAGGAGCCACACCAGGGGUGUACUGCGUAUUUCCAAGUUGAAUGUGCUCAUUUUAAGAAAACCAGUAAAAUGAGACAGAAUCUUUACUGAAUAGGCUACCAGUUUAAUAACUUUUAGUAAGAAACUUUAUUGCAAAAUAGAAUUUUUCUGUGGUAGAGCAAAAUUAUACAUUUAUACAACGUAAUAGAAGAUGUGAAAUGUACAGAAAACUACUUAACCUUUUGCAGUGACUUUUUUCCUAAACAUUUUUGUACUAGCAGAGAUCAACAGUAGAUUAGUUGAAAAUGCUUCUUAUCUAGAGGCUUUUGAAGUUAAGGAGGGCUUCUCUAUGGUCCCAGUCCUGCAACUGAAUUCUCAAGGCUGUUUUAUGCCUACAUGGGUCAUGUUGGUUGCUGGGCUCUAUUUCCAGGACCUUUGGUACCAGUCCUCAUGGACUUUCCUAUUAGUGAAAUAAGUGUGAUUUAGGGCAGUGAACAUGAACUUUAAAGUCUUUCUGUGCCUAAAUACCAUCUGUAGAGGUAUUUCUCUGCUUUUGUAAUGAAUGAGUCACAUUUUGAGGAGGCUGGUCUCCUCUCCAUGUCUUCAGAUGAGGGGAACUGAGGCCCAGCUGUGUGUUCAGAUGGCAACCUGCAUUCAUUGGUGCCUAGUUAGAUAGAUAUGCUGGUGGCAGGGAAAUGUUUGACAACAGAAGGUGUUCUGGAUACAGGGCUUUGUUUCUCACAGCUGGAAGUCCCAAAGCAAACAGCAAGUACAGGCUGAACUCAGAGGCAGGAGCUCUGUACUCACAAGUGCCUAGGGAUAAACUUUGGUUUUGUCUCAAGUCCCUUAGAAAGCCGAACAUGCGUUUACACCUUUGCAUAUUUGUAUAGAUACAGUGGUGGAUUUAUACAAAAGGGUAUAGGGGAAGAAUACAUAUAAGGGCUGUACUACAAAAGCAUCUUGUCAUUAAAAAAAAAACCAAAACCUUCUUUUCUUUCCACAAUCAAGUUAUUGUUCGGAGGAUCUCAUCCAGUUCCUUUCACCCUGUAGGAAAAAGUGUCUCUGUGAUAUCUCUGUUCUGGUAGUACUCUUACGUAAAGAUGCUGUGCUGUGAGAUGGCAUGUGGCAUUUCCUUGAAGUGGUGAUUUUGCUAUGUAUGUGAUGAAUGGGAAACAGUGAACCCAGGGUGUGACCGACCGGUUCAGUGAGGACAUUGUUUAUAUGCAUGUAACCCUUUCAUAUGUGCAUAACUAUAACUGUUUCACUCAUGAAGUCAUUUCAGUUGUUCUUCUGAUGUUUAUGUUUGUGUACAUGUACUCUAGGGAAAGGUAGCUUUUGGACUGAGCCUGUGUACGGUGAAUGUUUAUAUGGUUUUUCUUAAGGGUAAAUUACUACAUUUUGUCCUUUGUAGAAGUUUUUAACUUUUAAAAACGUGAAAAAAUAGCCCUAACAGAGUUAGGUUGACUGAAGAUGAAAUAAUGUAUUGCAUGGAAGAUAGCCCUCGCCCAUUUGGUUUCAUACAUUCCAUUAUAUAUAGAAACUUGCACUGAAUCAUUGGUUGUAAUUUUGUGCUAUUGCUGUACUAUCUCCCUGUCAUUUGCAGGAAAGGAAAUAAAGGAGACUGGGAUAGAAUCAGACAUAAAGAGUGGAAAAUGGAAUGUGGUGAAAUGAUGCAUAUAUGUGUCAAAAGAAAUCUGAUCAUAAACAUGUGCCAAAAGUGAGGGGGGAAUGGGUGAACAGUCCUCACAUUGUGUUCUUCCUUCCAUCCAGAUGUAGCUCCAAGGCAGAGGAAGCACCAAGCUUUCAAAGGCUGUCUGUCCCUAGCUAAAAAGCAGGAGGUUAAUUUAAAAUAAAAAAAAUAAAAAGGACAAUUUCACAAUUGUCUAUAUAGUAAAAAGUGAUAAUGUUAUAUAUAUUGGUAUAUAUGAUGAUUAUUCUUGAUAGAACUGAAAGCACCUUUAUGCAUCUGUGUGUAGAACUGUAUGCAGGAACUGUGUCUCUUAAAUCUGUGUUAAACAACAAAUGAUGUAAUUCCAGUUGGUCAGUGUAACAUAUUGAAAGCUUUUUACAUAACCUCUGUUUCUUAAAGGAUGGACUCUUCAGCACUGUUUCACACCUGCCAAAUGCGUACAUGUUGGAACUACUGUGUACAGAGAAGAAGCUCUACAUGUAGGAGAACCUUGGAGAACCCUGUUUGCACUGAAAAAAUCAUUACAUCAAACCUGUCCAUAUAAAAAGGAAAAACCCUAUUUCUUAAAAACUCUGUAUUAAAUGAAUCCUGUGGAAAGCACUUUGUUAUCCUUUCUAAUAAAACCCACUGCCAUCAAUGAGAA